Messenger RNA from Poecilia reticulata (guppy), 3175 nucleotides. It is a transcript of the gene coq8ab, whose product is annotated as coenzyme Q8A, genome duplicate b. NCBI's taxonomy places the organism in Eukaryota, Metazoa, Chordata, Actinopteri, Cyprinodontiformes, Poeciliidae. The record is from RefSeq and is a predicted model, not a curated record. Gene Ontology annotation, biological process: ubiquinone biosynthetic process.
GCAGCAGCUCKCGACCCGCCCUGAGCGGACACGUCAGCGGGAACACGCAGCGACUGACAGAUUGUGCGCCCAGGGUAGCGGUUUGUUGAUAGUCGAGGUCGCUGAACUUUGCCUCGCUGGAUGGUGUGUGUCCAUUUGCAUGUCCCGCAGCGUGUCGCCCCGCCGCCUUGUCUCGCAGGAGUUUUUUUUUUGUUUUUGUUUAGUUUUUUUCCUGUAAGGAAUUGUCAAGUCAAACCAAGGUGAGAGAGGGGCUUGUGUUGUGCCACUGCCGUUGCACAAUGCUCGCUGCUCUGCAUGCGCUCUGAGCUGAGACGACGUGUUGAGAAAAGCUUCUGGUGGUCACUGUAGGGUAACAUCAUGACAGGGGACGCAGUGGUUUUGAGGGGUCUGAGCUGGAUAAAGCAGGCAGCUAGCAGAGGCAGCCUGAGCAGCCCCAACAACCACAGGCUGACGUUCAACAAGCAGAUGGACUGCAGCGUCCUCAGAGCCUCGCCGGCUCAAUUCCUCAGAUACUCCACCGUGGGGUCGUACCUCAGCUCCUGCUUGGCCGGAGGGCUGAGCAACACUCACGGGGCCUGCGGCGGAAGACCCGGUGCUGGACACACCAGGUACCGCAGGAGCUGGUCGGGUCAGCUGUACACUGGACACACGCGGCUCUUUAACCAGGACAACUCCACAGUGGGGCGGCUGACGGCGGAGGACAUUGAAAAAGCAAGAAGCGUCAAGAAAACCGAAGCGAAGCAGUAUAAACAAGCGCUGAGUGAAAACGCUCGGGAGAGGAAAGUGCCGGUCACACGGAUAGGAAGGCUGGUCAAUUUUGGAAGUCUGGCGGUCGGACUCGGCAUCGGAGCGAUCGCGGACAUGGCUAAAAAGAGUUUCAAGCUCAAACAACCAGGGAACAAAAAGGCCGUCCUGGACUCGAAUCCCUUCCUCUCUGAGGCAAAUGCUGAAAGAAUUGUUCGGACACUUUGCAAAGUUCGAGGAGCGGCUUUGAAAAUGGGCCAAAUGCUCAGCAUUCAAGACGACGCCUUUAUCAAUCCUGAGCUGGCUAAGAUUUUCGAGCGGGUCCGACAGAGCGCAGACUUCAUGCCCACUAAACAGAUGAUGAAAAUCAUCACUAACGAUCUGGGCCCGAACUGGAGGGACAGCCUGGAGUACUUCGAAGAGAAGCCGUUUGCGGCCGCUUCCAUCGGUCAGGUUCACUUCGGGAGGCUGAAGGACGGCAGAGAGGUGGCCAUGAAGAUUCAGUACCCGGGAAUCGCCAAGAGCAUAAAGAGCGACGUGAAUAACAUCAUGACUGCACUGAGUUUAAGCAACGCUCUGCCUGAAGGUUUGUUUCCAGAACAUCUUAUUGAGGUCAUGAGUCGUGAGCUAGCUUGGGAGUGUGAUUACAUAAGGGAGGCAAACUGUGCCAGAAAGUUUCAGCAGCUGCUGAAGGAUCACCCGUUUUUCCACGUGCCCGAUGUGAUCGACGAGCUCAGCAGGGAGCGGGUCCUCACCACGACGUUGGUGUCCGGUUUCCCGCUGGACAAGGCCACAGACCUUCCUCAGGAGCUCAGGAAUGAGAUCGGUCAGCAGAUCCUGAUUUUAUGCCUCAGGGAGCUGUUUGAGUUCAGAUUCAUGCAGACCGAUCCAAACUGGUCCAACUUCUUCUACGACCCACAGAUCCAUAAGGUCGCGCUGUUGGACUUUGGAGCUACAAGAGGAUUUGACAAGAAAUUCACCGACAUGUACAUCGAGAUCAUUAAUGCAGCUGCGGAUCAGAACCGAGAAGGCGUCCUGCUCCGAUCCAGAGACAUGAAGUUCCUCACAGGAUAUGAGACAAAGUCGAUGGAGAACGCCCACGUGGACGCCGUGAUGAUCCUCGGCGAGGCCUUCAGCUCCCAGGAGCCGUUCGACUUCGGCGAGCAGAGCACCACGGAGCGCAUCCACAGGCUCAUCCCCUUGAUGCUGCGGGAGCGCCUGACGCCGCCGCCGGAGGAGACCUACUCCCUCCACAGGAAGAUGGGCGGCUCCUUCCUCAUCUGCUCCAAGCUGAAAGCCAGGAUCUCCUGCAAGAACAUGUUCCAGGAGGCGUACAGGAACUACUGGAAGGACGGACGCCCCCAAUCUGAACAGUGAAGACUUGUGUUCCAUCGGGAUUAUCUUGAAUUAUUAGCUUAUUUUUUUGUAUCAUGUUGGAACAAUUGGGGAGGGGGGCAAGUUUCCUUUUUAUUCUUUUGCAACUGUUACAUGGUGGGGGGAAAAAAAACUGAACAAAAUGUAUGUCCAAUAGCAGCUAUAGUUGUCUUAAUCGAGUGUUUGUUUUGACUAUAGGGACUAACGCCAUCUUUAAUCUCCAUAAGGAUUGAAUAGUUUGUACAUGUCCUUUAAGCCAAUCUGAUGUUUGUACUGUAUGACCUCUGUAUUAUGUGUCUUGAGGGACUACACUCCACCUGAUCUGAACAGUUAUAGAGAAUAAACUAAUUAUCAUGAUGAAAAAGCACGACACAACCCCCCCACCCCAAGUAUACCAAAAAAAUAUGCACGGCGACACCUGAUCGAUUAAGAUCUUUAGCCUUUUAUUGUGGCAAACCCAGUGUUUGAAUUGUUCUGCUAUAUCUGAGGAAAAGCAGCAGAGAUGUGUAAAUCUCAAACAAAUAUUUUAUGUACAUUUAAAAAACUCUCCUUAGCCCUAAGGUAAGAAUAUAAAGUUGAUUUCUGCGGUGCCUUAUGGUUGAGUGAGUGGAACUCACCGUUUUCUUUUUAUACCGAGUCCUGAGGGUUUUCUCAGCUGCUGCCUCCUCAUAGUGGGUUUGUUUACGCCUGCCAUGAUGGUGGAAAGAAUCACUUGUUCUUUAACAGAAACGCUCCUGAACAGUCGGUCAAUAAUGCUUCGUUUCGCUUAUAUUUUCCCUUCGGUCUUCCUCUUUCUGCACCCCGCCCCUGACUCACUUGCAGAAUAUAAAAAAGGAAGUAGUAUUUCUGUCUGAAUGUCGCUUUAACAUGUUUUAAUGCAUUGCAGAUGUUUCAUUUAACCCUUCAGAGUCCAGCAGACAUGUUCAGCUCUUUGUCACAUUCCUGCUUUUUUCUGAAGAGUUUCACCACGAAUACAGCCGUUACCUCCCACGAGAUCUCAGUGAAAAGUGUGAAUACUUUUGUAGUUUUCAUUUUUAAUAAAUACGCAAAAUGUUUA